Messenger RNA from Corylus avellana, 774 nucleotides. The record is from RefSeq and is a predicted model, not a curated record. NCBI's taxonomy places the organism in Eukaryota, Viridiplantae, Streptophyta, Magnoliopsida, Fagales, Betulaceae.
AUGGGGAUAAAGCUGAAACCCAAAGAAAUACAACUUCUCCUCGAAAAACUUUACAAGAAAGCAAGCGGAGAAUCAGAAAGCGACAUCCCUGAAUGCAACUUAUACGGCGAGAAAGAGCCGUGGCAAAUAUGGGAGGAGGCAAUAUUAGCAUCGGCAUGCAUGCAGGGUGGUGGUGCCACCGCCGCCGCCAUGUUAAUGAACCAAAAAGAAGUUUGCGUCUUCACAAAGGUGAAGAAGAAGACCCUCAACAGCUCGCGUAUUGACCAGACAGUGGGAAUCGGCAUGUGGAAAAUGGAGGACACCGGCGUCACGAUUUAUGGUAAUGCGACUACUAAUGAAGGAACUACUACGGAGCUUGUUGGAAUCAGAAAAAGGUUUCGGUAUGAGAGUAAGAUGGUCCAUCACGACCGUUGGAUCAUGUACAAGUAUGCCCUUCAACCCUCCAUGCUCACCCAUGCAAAAUUUCAAAAUUACGUGCUUUGUCAGAUCAAGAAGAUGGAGGGAUCAGAAAAGAAGAGGAAACCAGAAGAAGAAGAAGACAGGCUAGAUCAGAUCCUAACACUGAACCAUAUUGGACAUCAUGAUGAUGAGAAGGAGGAGAAUAUGAGGUUGACCAAUAUUGGACAUGAUGAUGGCAGUCAUAUAUUUAUUGACUUGUCUAACUCUGAUGACCAAAUUGUCGACAAUAUUAUUGAAACUAGUGCAUCGGUGCCGAUGGAUGAGAAACAAUCCAACAAUUCACCGGAAUCGAACUUUGACAACCAUACAAACUAG